ACUGGUUAUCUGGGCAAGCAGUUGACGUGAGGAAUUACAGACUUGAAUGAAGAGGUCUGAUUUGCGUAUUUGUGUACUUGCGUAUUUGUGUAUUCCCAGUAGAAAGGCCUAUAAAUAAUAUUGGUAUGGUGCACAAGCCAGCCAUUCAUGAUUGACAAUAGAUAAAGCUCCAUCUCGCUGCUGCCUCUGUGGAGGAAUUAUGGUUGAUUGCUGCAAGUACCUUAUAUGAAAUUAAUUACCGGUACAUCAGCUACUGCCAGACAUCACUCUUAUCAUGGUUUUUCUUGGCUGAUUUCACUUCAGGUGCCGAAUCAUCAGCUCUAUUCAUCAUGCUUGAUUAUCUCUUAUAAAGAUUCAUCAAAGUAACAAAGAAAAGACUGAUCAAACUGUUCAGGUGUGCUGCUGUUUUCGAUGACAAGUUCUGAAUCUGCAAAUCUUCAAUUUUGGGAAGAAUGACAGAUACAGGAGAUGAAAACCAAUUUGUCAACAUCACCAUGACAACCUUAAUCAACAGCAGCACCCACACGAUGUACGAACAGAGUACCACCCUACCCCCAACCAACUCUGAGCGGGAUGUCAUCAAUGUACUCAAUAACUAUGGACUUCCUGCCGUGUGUUUGUUUGGAAUUGUCGGGAACAUCCUCAACCUGACCAUUCUGACUCGACGGAAACUCCGCCGUUCUCUGCGAACUGUGGAACAAGCUGCGAACUUGUGCCUCAUUUCCUUAGCCCUGUCCGACUUCUUGUUUUGUCUGUUUGCUUUCCCAACCACAUUCCUCCCCACUGAUCAUUACACAGAGAAGGGCUUCUUUUUGUAUUAUGGAAUGUACUCGACUGCAAUUAUCAAUGUCUUUAUCCUGACAAGCACCUGGCUCACAGUUACCAUGGCAACAGAGAGGUACAUCGCUAUAUGUCACCCUCUGAACCAAAUCUUGUUGAUGACCUUGCGGAAGACCAAGUUAAUAAUCAUUUGUGUGUAUGUUUUAUCAGCACUGUUCAAUGUUCCCGUGCUUUGGAGAAAUCAAGUGGUUGAAAAAGUGAUUAAUAACAACACGGUUGUUUAUAUCCUGGAAAUCAUACCACUGGGACACGAUACAAUGGUGGAUACCAUUUACAGAGUGGUGUGGGCUAUUCUUGGCAACUUCAUCCCUCUCAUUCUAUUGGUUGGCUUCAAUAUCUGCAUUUGCUACAAAAUCCACCAAUCUUAUCGAUAUCGCAAGAAAUUUCAGUAUGAUAAUUCAUCUUCCCAAGACACCAACAUCACACUGACUACCACCCUCAUCGUCAUCGUGGUCAUGUUCCUCAUCUUAGUGGCACCCUCAGAAAUUGUCCUCCACAUUGCUAGCAUGGUUCACACUGAGAACUAUCGUUCAAUCGAAGCCGUUAUGAACUUCAUGCAGUCCGUGAACUUUUCAGUCAACUUUAUUUUGUAUUGUAUUAUAAGCUCUUAUUUUCGUAAGACCUUGCGACACAUUUUUUGCUGUUACUGGCAUAAUCACAGAAUGGACUCAUACAAACUAAAUCCCAAGGCAGAUUUAAGCAAGGUUCCGCUUCAACACAUCAAUGAUGGAUUGUGAGAAACAGUGAUUAAUUAAAAGUAACGCGAAAUACAGUUUGUUUAGGGAACUCUUCAGAAUUCAAUUUCUUAGACAAUCCUAGGUCUUAACAGCAACUACUCCAAUGGAAAUGACUCAAUUAACCACUCAAUGUACACUGAUGUGAUAACUGAAAACUGCAAUAACCAACCAGUCAGGGUUAGAAGGGUCAGAUAGAACAUCUUUUGUUCACUACUGGAUUUUAUUAAACUUAUUCUACAACUUGAGCACACAGAUUAAAUGUCUUUACCCUCUGUAGAUUUGAAAUGUACGUUUCACUAUAAAAUAUUCCAAAAAUACAUAAAACUUUUAAUACUU
Molecule: messenger RNA, 1913 nt
Organism: Ostrea edulis (European flat oyster)
Lineage: Eukaryota; Metazoa; Mollusca; Bivalvia; Ostreida; Ostreidae
Product: FMRFamide receptor-like
Exons: 3
Coding region: 453-1577 (374 amino acids)
Biological process (GO): G protein-coupled receptor signaling pathway
Cellular component (GO): membrane
Molecular function (GO): G protein-coupled receptor activity
Source: RefSeq, a predicted model, not a curated record